AAUACUAUCGAUAAAAUUAUACAUUUCAAAUUAUUCUUCCUCGAUAGUGUCACUUUCUUUGACAAAAGCCGUUAUGUUCGCUAAAGCUAAGCCGCGCACUCCGUUUGUCAAUACCCAGUUGAGACAGACAAAACUGUGUGUCUCACAGAAGGACCAUAAGCUUAAAUAUGAAGGUUUUGUGCCGGAAGCUCCAAAACUGCGUCCAAAAGUGGAAUUCGUUUAUAUGCCGACACCCCACUCCCUUCCUCCUCCUUCCAACAAAGUCUUGGAGAAAUCUCUUCUGUCCGCUCCUCUUCCACCCAAGAAGGUCUUGCAAGGAACUUAUCAGAAAAAGGAUACAACCAACAAGGAAGAUGUCCUAGCUCUGAUGUCCAAGGGAGGACGUGAUUUAAUAAACUUAAUUGGUCGGGUAGAGUUCUCCCUUAAAACUCAUAAAAUGUAUCCGCAUUUGAAUGUAAUUUGGAAUGUUUAUGGAAAACUGCUACGGAUUAUUAAGGGAAAACGAGGCGAGAAUACAUUACUAGUGCGCAACGAAAAUUCAGGACCUAUUCUUCAGGGGAUCUAUUACGAUUUCGACGGCGAUUUAGAGACUUUGAAUACAGGCAAGUUUGAAUUUUUUCACAUUAAAUUAUUUUAA
Molecule: messenger RNA, 637 nt
Organism: Drosophila ananassae
Lineage: Eukaryota; Metazoa; Arthropoda; Insecta; Diptera; Drosophilidae
Exons: 3
Coding region: 74-637 (187 amino acids)
Source: RefSeq, a predicted model, not a curated record